This is a messenger RNA of Cryphonectria parasitica EP155, 3561 nucleotides long. RefSeq names its product STAG-domain-containing protein. Gene Ontology annotation, molecular function: chromatin binding. Lineage: Eukaryota; Fungi; Ascomycota; Sordariomycetes; Diaporthales; Cryphonectriaceae. Gene Ontology annotation, cellular component: nucleus; chromatin; cohesin complex. The record is from RefSeq and is a predicted model, not a curated record. The coding region runs from base 1 to 3561 and encodes 1186 amino acids. Gene Ontology annotation, biological process: sister chromatid cohesion. The transcript is spliced from 3 exons.
AUGCCCUCCGCCCGCCCGCCCCUCAUGGACACCUCGGAAAACACCGCGACCCCCUCCCCAGCGCCCGCCUCCACAGCGCGUCGGUCUGGUCGCGAGCGCAGGGCACCUGAGAAGUUCCAACCCGAGGCCGGCGCCGCAUCCAAGCGGAAACGCGGCGAGGACGAUGACGACGACGUCGAGAACCACAACCCAGCAGCCGACGAUGAGGAGUCUGACGAGAUGAGCGAGGACGACGACAGCGACGGCGAGGACACACCCGACGAGGAGGAGCAGCGCGCCGCGAGGCGCCAAAAGAACAAGAAGGGCGCGUCAUCGCAACCCUCUCGCAGCAGGAAACCUGCUGCGAAGAAGCCCAAGAUCAACGGCGCCGGACCCGCGGGUGUCGCGCACUCGAACAGUGUGGGGCUGCCCAGUCGGCCGAAGCCAAAGAAGACGGCACGCGUCGUCACAGGGGACCAUCGCGAUGGGGAUGGUGUCUACGCCGAUAUUUUCGGGUCGGGCGACAACUCCGACGACGUUGCGGGCCGGUGGUACCAGAAGUACCGGGCAGACAACGAGGCGGCCGUCACAGACCUGGUCAACUGCGUCUUGCUGGCAUCGGGAUGCGAUGAGCAGGUGACGGACAUUGACAUCCGGGAUCCGGACAACAUUCAGAACCGCUUGUCGGAGCUGCAGGAUCUCUACCAAGAAAAACAAAUAACCGACUACCCUCUCGCCAGGGUGAAGGAGAGCAGAGGCUUCCGCGAUUACCUCGUCGGUUUCUUCGAAUCCCUGAUCAAUGUCUUGCACGAGACAGGCGCCCUCUAUACCGACGAGCCUCUCAUGGAAAACAUUGCGCGCUGGGUGUAUACAAUGUCCUCGUCAACUCUACGACCUUUCCGACACACGGCCACGACUGUCGCGCUGGCCAUGGAACUGGCUCUGGCAGGCGUCGCGCAAAAGCUCGACGACAGAAUCGCAAAGACGUCACAACAAGUGGAUACCGAGAGGGGACGCAAGGGCAAGAACAAGAACAAGGAUAUGCUGGCGAACCUACAGAAGUCCCUGAAUGAGGCAGAGCGCAACCGUGAAAUGUGCUCCAAGUACAUGUUAGACUGCUUCGAUGUCGUGUUCGUUCACCGGUACCGUGAUGUCGAUCCUCGCAUAAGGACAGAGUGCGUGGACGCUUUGGGCUCUUGGAUCUGGGUGCUACCCACUGUCUUCAUGGAACCAGAGUACCUGCGAUAUCUGGGCUGGUUGCUGUCCGACUUCGUGGCAUCUACCCGGCAGGAGGUCCUCAAGCAGUUGUCGAGGAUGUUCAAGCGCGACGCGGCCAAACUCGGGCACUUCAUCGACAGGUUCCGACCCCGAUUGAUGGAGAUGGCCACACUAGACCUGGACGUGAGCGUCCGCGUUGCGGCUAUCAACGUGAUCGAGGCUCUGGGCGAGAACGGCAUGCUAGAGCCUGAUGAAAUCGACAAUGUGGGCAGGCUCAUCUUCGACUCUGAGCCCCGGAUACGAAAGGCUGUCGUCAAGUUUUUCGCUGAUGUUGUGGAGGCUGCUGUUGAGCAGAAGAUCGAAGCCAUGGGAGGCGACGAGGUUGUCGACGAGAUCUUCCCAGAGGGCGAAGAUGUGGAAGAGUCCUUCUCACCCAGGAAAGAGUGGGUUGAGGUCAAGGCUCUAGCUGAGACCCUUGAGGCCUACGAGUCACAAUUGGAGGAUGACGAUGAAGAAGACCGACGUGACAUGUCUACUGACAUGAUCAGUGUCAUGGUUCCAGAAACGAGGAUGUCACUGGCAUCCCAGGUUCUGUACGAGAAGCUGCGCACAGUCAAAGAUUGGGGUAUUCUCAUCGGAUAUCUCCUCCACGACCACUCCACAAGCACCAAGUCAAAUUCAAGGUCCAGGAACUCGGCUGAAAAGACGAUUCGGCAACAUGUUGCUCCAACAGCAGAGGAGGAAAUCAUUCUUCUUGAGGUCCUCGUGGCAGCUGUUAAGCAAAACCUUGCGCACAUAGCAGACGCCGAGAAGGGCAAGAAAAAACUAAUCAGGAGCAACGUGACGGACUCAGCAGAGGAUAUCGCUUUGAGCCUGGUACAGUCGGUCCCAAAGCUUCUGAACAGAUUUGGAGCAGCUCCAAAGGCUGUCACCACCGUGCUCCGGCUUUCGCACCUGCUGGACCUUGACGUUUUCGAACAGCUCCACCAAGAUUCUUCCACGUUUGAGCACUUCUUGGAUAGUAUCUGUACCCAGUUCUCGAGGCAGGAGGACAAGGAUGCAGUCUCAGAUGCCGCUUUUGCGCUCCUUCGAGCUCGCAAAUGCGAUGAGUUUGAGGAGACUGUUGACCUGAAGAUCUCAGAAUUGUGGGAGAACUCCAUCGAUUCGCUACGGAAUCUGGACCGGGUCAACGACCUUUCAAAACGCGGCGAGCUGAAUGCGGCUGUCUUGUCGAGCCUCUCCAGCACGCUACUAAAAAUCAGCAGCCUCGCCAAGAUCAAAAACUGCGUCGACAUUCUCGAGACCGAAGGCAGGGGCUCAGGCGCCAAGACUCCCGUCAUCGACGUCUUGGUCAAAACUGUACACCGAGGUCGCUUCCAGCAGCCCGACGAGGAACUCGAUGACAUGGAGGACGAGGCCACCUCGUUUGCUAUCAAGAGCUGCCAGCUCUACUUCAUGUGGAAGGUCGUCUCGAUCACACGCGAUAUUGAGACACAGGUGGACAUCCCGGCUAAUGCGAUCAGUCGCCUUGCGGGCCUGAGGAAGCUUUUCCAGACAAACCUCAUCCAUACAUUCUCUUCCAGGGCCAUCAAUGACGAUCUCCGCCUCUUCGCGACUGGUAGCCUCUGCGACCUUCACGUCACUUUUGCGUCGAUCAAGCGCACCCUCAAUCAGUGGUCAGCGGUCGGUGCAUCUAAGAAAUACGCUGGCCUGCUGGCGCUGAAUCAAGAGAUUCAGCCCGGUCUCGUUCCCGAGCUCAUCAAUAUUUUCGAUGGCGCCGAGCGCGCCUACGCCAAGAAGGCCAAGAAGCACCUCAACGAGCCUGCCGAAGACGAGGACCCCAUUGAUGAUGAUCAGCUGUCAGACGCAGAGGAUGAAGAGGAUCUUUCGGACAGCGAGAAGCGAGCAGCGGAGCUGCGCGCUGAGAAAAGCCUGUGUGAGCUAGCUCACAAGUACGUUCUUGCGAUCCUGACACGGGUCGUGGACCAGACCGGUCCACAUGCCGGCAAGCUCAGGAAGCGCCUGCAACGCAAUGCCACGAAGCUAGGCAAAAACUUCCAGGACGCGGUGGCGUACCUUGACGAGAGGAAGAUACGCGAGGCAGAGGCCGCGAAAGCUCGGCGCGCUGCUGCAUCCAAAGCCAGAAGUAAGGCACCCGCCGCCAAUGUCAACAGGGAGCCUGCCAAAUCGGCCGAGAUAGUGGUUGCGGGCGAUGAAUCUGACGAGGAAGAGCAGCCUGAGGAGGGAACGGAGGAGGAUUUAAGGAGACGCGAGCUGUUGGAAGAUCCCGUUGAGGAUCCCGAGAGCGACGCUGAUGAGGCUGGGAUUAAUGCUGCUGAUGAUGAGUCUAUCCUGGGCGACUGA